Messenger RNA from Phaedon cochleariae (mustard beetle), 2566 nucleotides. The record is from the annotation of a GenBank genome assembly. Lineage: Eukaryota; Metazoa; Arthropoda; Insecta; Coleoptera; Chrysomelidae.
GUCAUUGUCACCGUUGUCAGUUCAUUCAUGGAUGGUGAAUUGUGUUCGAAAUUAUCUGAAUCAGAUUCAAUUUUUCUGGAAUAUAUUCACCAAAUCGAAGUGUACAAAAUAUUUAUUUGCUUUUUGUAAAGUGGUGAGCCCCAUUCAACAUGGCCUUGAAAGCGCAAGUUGGUCAAAAAAUUAUGAAUGAGGUAAUAAAACACAAACCUGUGAAAAAAAAUGGACCUGCAGCACAACAGACUAUACAUGGUGUAGAAUGGCGAAUUCUUGUAGUAGAUCAGCUUGCCAUGAGAAUGGUGUCAGCGUGCUGUAAAAUGCAUGAUAUUUCUGCAGAAGGCAUAACAUUGGUUGAGGAUAUACACAAGAAAAGAGAACCGCUAACCACCAUGGAGGCAGUAUACUUGAUCACUCCAUCUGAAAAGUCAGUUCAUGCGCUAAUGAACGAUUUCGAACCACCACGAUACACAUAUAAAGGAGCACACGUUUUUUUCACUGAAGCAUGCCCAGACGAAUUGUUUAAUGAAUUAUCACGACAUCCGGUAGCAAAAUACAUUAAAACAUUGAAAGAAAUCAACAUAGCAUUCAUUCCCACAGAGUCGCAGGUAUUCUCUUUAGAUUCACCUGACACCUUCCAGUGUAGUUAUGAUCCUACUUUUGCUGCUGCCAGAAACGCUAAUAUGGAGAGAAUGGCUGAGCAGAUAGCAACAUUAUGUGCUACUCUCGGCGAAUAUCCCCAUGUAAGAUAUCGAAGUGAUUGGGAGAAAAAUGUGGAGUUGGCCCAAUUGAUUCAACAGAAAUUGGAUGCAUAUAAGGCCGAUGAGCCCACAAUGGGAGAAGGGCCUGAAAAAGCACGAUCGCAGCUGAUCAUUUUAGAUCGCGGUUUUGAUUGCGUAUCCCCUUUAUUACAUGAACUCACAUUCCAAGCUAUGGCCUAUGAUCUGCUACCGAUUGAGAAUGAUGUCUAUAAGUAUGAGGCUUCGGCUGGUGUUGUCAAAGAAGUCCUUCUCGAUGAAAACGACGAAUUAUGGGUAGAACUGCGUCACCAGCACAUUGCUGUUGUUUCUCAAAGUGUAACUAAAAAUUUGAAGAAAUUCACCGACUCGAAACGCAUGACCCAAAGCGAUAAACAAUCCAUGAAAGACCUCUCUACCAUGAUUAAAAAGAUGCCCCAGUAUCAGAAAGAGUUGUCUAAGUAUGCGACUCACUUGCAUCUGGCUGAGGACUGCAUGAAAGCUUAUCAGGGGUACAUCGACAAACUUUGUAAAGUAGAACAGGAUUUGGCAAUGGGUACAGAUGCAGAAGGAGAAAAAAUAAAGGAUCACAUGCGUAAUAUUGUUCCCAUACUUCUAGACCCGAAAAUCACGAAUGAAUAUGACAAAAUGCGUAUAAUUGCUCUAUAUGCCAUGACAAAGAAUGGAAUUACAGAAGAGAAUUUGUCUAAACUUGCUACACAUGCGCAAAUCAAAGACAAACAAACGAUCUCCAAUUUGCAAUGGCUUGGCGUCAAUGUAAUCAAUGAUGGUGGUCAACGAAAGAAAACCUAUAAUGUACCAAGAAAGGAGAGGAUAACGGAGCAAACGUACCAGAUGUCAAGAUGGACGCCAGUGAUCAAAGAUGUCAUGGAGGAUUGUAUUGAAGAUAAACUGGACCAGAAACAUUACCCCUAUUUGGUUGGAAGAGCCCAGAGUACAGGAUAUCAUGCACCCACCAGCGCUAGAUACGGGCAGUGGCACAAGGACAGGGGUCAGCAGGCGGUGAAGAACGUGCCUCGCCUCAUCGUCUUCGUGGUGGGCGGCAUCGCCUUCUCGGAGGUGCGUUGCGCCUACGAGGUGACCAACGCGCAGAAGAACUGGGAGGUGAUCAUCGGCUCGUCGCACAUCCUCACGCCGGAGGGCUUCCUCAGCGACCUGGCAACGCUGGCCGGCUAGGACACGCCCAAGCGGGUCACGUUCGAUGUGCCGGAUUGAGGGCGGGCGGUACUUCAUUGAUGUCUAGUGGAACUUCAUAUUUCCUACUUAACAUUGGAUAUUACGAUGAAUAACUGGCAAGUUGAAAAAAAUCGAGCACUUUCAUAAUAUUAAAUAAUGUUUUUAAGCUUUAAAUAAUCCCUAAGAGUUAUCAAAAAUCUAGUCUUUAAUCUGCACAUAGUUGGAAUGUAGUUUCAUUGAAACUAUUUCUGGUUGAAUGUUAUACAACUCUAAAUAUAAACAUGUAAAUCUUGAUAAAUAAAUGAUGAUGUUAGAUCUCAAAAUCUGUAUAUUGUUGAAUAUGCUAAUUAGAAAAAUAUUGAGAAUAUAUCUUCUUGUUAGUUAGUUGCUUAACUGUUCAUAGUGUUAAGAAUUUUAUUUUUCCUGUUAUCAGCUUGACAUAUCAAGUCAACAGCUUUUUAAUUUUUUGCAUAAUGUAUGUUCAACACAUUUAUCACAUUUAAUGAAAAAUGUGUUAAAAUCGACAAUAUUAUAUAAAAUGUAAAUGGUAUGUGUAUCUAAAAUAUUUUUGUUUUCUAGUUAUAUUCGUGAAGAAAUCUAUGAUGUCAAUUGAAAUUCAAUAAAUAUAAUAGCAAUUC